This is a messenger RNA of Effrenium voratum, 688 nucleotides long. Lineage: Eukaryota; Dinophyceae; Suessiales; Symbiodiniaceae. The record is from the annotation of a GenBank genome assembly.
GUGAGCCUUCGGAACAUUUGGAUCAUCCCGGUUUCCUUCCGCCAUGGCCCCGGUUGCCUUGGAUUCGUUGACGGACUACACGGUGGCGGAGGAGUUGGACCGAGCUCGCAAGGAGGCGCUGGAGGGACACUCAACUCCGCCCGCGAUGAUGAUGCGCGAAACAGAAAAGCUGGAAUUGCCAGACCUCGAAGGUCUCGAGGGACGCUUGGAACAGCAGCACAAGGAUGUGAUCGACAGGUUGCUGACGCAGGAGCAGCUCCUCGUUCAGAUUUGCUCCUCGAUCCUUCUUCCAGCAAAACGGAAGGUGGCAAGAAUCGAUGAACGGAAAAUCGAUGAAAGCCAGGGUGUGCUGUCCAGCGGGUUCAGAGAGGUGGGCCACAACAACUCCAACGCGUCAGCCACGGAAUCGCAGAUGCCGAGGCACAAGGCGUCCAAGGUGUCGUUGUCCUUCACCCCGAAGCUGUUCAGCACGUUCUCCCGGUUCGACCUCAACUUGCAACAGGCGGCCGCGCAGGCGGACGCGCAGCUCAACCGGCAGCGCUUCGCGGCGAGCCGCGGCGGCACCGAGGACAUCGAGAAGCGCUUCUUGGGGCCGCUGGUUCAGCACCCUGCCUUCGACCUGUUCUUUGGCCUGGUGGUGGUCACCAAUGCGGUGUUUAUCGGGAUCGAAGUCCAGGAGCAAAUCAGG